Messenger RNA from Hydra vulgaris (swiftwater hydra), 1343 nucleotides. RefSeq lists its product as uncharacterized. The record is from RefSeq and is a predicted model, not a curated record. Lineage: Eukaryota; Metazoa; Cnidaria; Hydrozoa; Anthoathecata; Hydridae. Gene Ontology annotation, biological process: negative regulation of DNA-templated transcription. Gene Ontology annotation, cellular component: nucleus.
UUAAACGUUUCGACGUCUAAUGCGGUAUAUUUGAUGUCAAUUUGUAAAAGCAAAACUAUCUUAACAAAAAAAAAAUAUUAUGGCUAUCUCAACCAUCUCUUUGCAACAACAGGUAGACAGAAUGAACUUUGCUAAAGAGAAGCUUUAUCAUCCUUCAUACCUGCAAAUGGAUUAUCACUCAAAUAUUAGCGCUCCGCCGAUUUCACCGCUUGUGUUAUUAGCAGCUACCUGUAGCAGUAUUGGCAAAAACGAGAAAGAAUUAAAAGAAGAGUAUCACGAAAUCCAUCGUAAAUCUGUGCUUCCAUGUAAUAUUGCUCAAAAACUGACUGGCAACUUAGCUUCAUUUAACAACACUUACGAGUCGUCUUUUCAACCAAAAAUGAAAAAAAAGAUGAGCGCACCAUUUAAACCAUACAGCAUUGAUAGCUCACAAUUCGAACGCAACCCAAUUAAUAAACAUUUAAAGUCAUGUGAUAUUAUUUCCGAGGAAAGUAAAAAAGAUUUUUUUUAUCGACCCUAUUUUUCUACAAACUUUUCAUCGCUUUCAUCAACAACUGCACAUGAGAAACAUGCUUUUGAAAAUCAGCAUAAUAGACCAGCUAGUUCAUUACACUUGCUUAAUAAUGACUUUGUAAAAAACUUUCAUCAUAUCAAUAAUCAACCACACAACAACCACCCUUAUAGUAUCCGACCUCACAGUGAUCCUUUACCUUUAACUAAGCAAGGAUCAGAAUUUUGUCAUUGUUCGAUUUGCAUACAGAAACAGAAUAAUAAAUUCGACCUGACGUCCGUCUGCCGUGAUCCUAUUUGUAUGACGUGCUUUAAUCCAAAUAAAACGACACCUUUAAAAUCCAAAUGCUCAACUUUAAGGCAAUUUUCUUCGGGUAAAACUUCAACAUUUCAAUAUGAAAAUAAUAAACAGUACACAUGUAACUGGGUGUCAGAAAAUAAACAAUGCGGGUGUUGUUUUUCUUCAUCAGAGGAUUUGUUUAAACAUUUAAAAACUCAUACAAACUUACAACAACGAGUUGCAAAAGAACUUAAUAUCCAAUAUCAAACACAAGGCGACUGCAAUAUUCACUCAUGCACGUGUAAACAAAAAACAUUAACUCCUAUGAGCGAAAAUCUAUACCCAGGAAAUAUCUACAAUGCGUACCCAGAAAAUGCCACACUUAACCGAUAUGAGGAAAAAUUAUUAGGUUCCAAUCAAUUGUCCGCUUUUAAACCGAUAUAUGUUUCGCGACGUUAAAUCAUUUUUACGAAAAAAACCUUUGUGUUAUAAUAAACUGAAUAAUUUUACUCUAUAAUUUAUUCUAUGUGUAAAUAAAAAUUUCGGUAUUUAA